UGCUCCGCGCGUGAAGGGUGAUCAGCUGACAGUUACCGACAUCGAUGUUUCUUUGACAAGUGUACAUUUCACAAUGGAAAGAGAAUUAUGUCCGCCGCUUCUGAAAGUGGACUCGAACCUUGGUUACACCAUCAACUCGUCCAACCGCAGCAUCAACAGUGUUGUUAACGUCCUCUGCAACAACCGCACAGUUACUGUGCUCAAGUGCCUUUCAAGUAGAGUCUGGAACGGCACCAAGGCGCCCUGUACACCAGACGUGGAAGUUGCAGAGGCAGAAGAGGUUCAGGUGGAGACAAUCAUCAUCAUCGUGUGGGUGCUAGGUGGCGUCCUGCUGCUCGCGCUGCUCGUGCUCCUUGCUGUCAUUGUGACGUCACACAAGAAGGAUGUCAGGGGGAGUUCACCCAGAACGUCGAUCUUCACCGUAUCGUCCAACCGAAAUUCACGAGGGGGAGACAACCCAGCCUUCACCACUGAGAACGAAUCCCCACAAGGCCAAACGUCCUUAGCCAGAAAUAGUUCCCACAGGUCGUCGCUCCGUCCUCCGUCCUAUCAUGAAGCUGUUUCUGGUAGAAUCAUCUGUGUCCCUGGCAUGGCCGCAAGGAUGUCACCGGACGUGGGUAGAGCGACGCCUAGCGGCGGUAGAAGAGAGAUUAACAGCCCGAGAACUCGCCAAAAUAGGGAAGAAAAUACCAGGUCAACCAACGGUGCUAGAGGACGCUACGUAUAUGAUUACCCGUCAUGUUACUGGGAGGAAGAACCACCACCUCCAUAUUCACUUGUGGUCGGAGACAGACCCGAACCAUCUUCGAGACUUCCAGCAAGCGCGUCACAUCCACCUCGAGGUGCAACGAGUGCUGGUAUAGAGUCUUCCAGAAUUCAACACAUAGAACGACACCGGCCCCUUCAAACCUCGGCUCCCAUAGCCAGGUCAGUUAGAGUAUGAUUGUUUCUGACUGUGAAGAGUUUGGAUUUCAAAAGCAGCGACGGCUCGAGAUUUGCAUCGGGGUGCGACGAGAUUCGCCGAGACCAGUGCAAUCGUUCCAAAGUGACAGAACACUUUUAACGCUUUUGUGAUUUUUCACCAAAACACGGGUGAUGUCAUCUCAAGUCACGUGACCGUCCAGAGACAAUGUCAAGAAGUCCCCAUGUGCAAUAUAUUUCAACGUGCAAUCUGACAUUUGAUAUUGACAUUCCUCGUGUAAUUACCUGCAGUGGGUAUCAUGUAGAAACAGACGUGCUUUAGUAACGUGUGCAGUGACUCUGUGUGCCAAACUUUGUGUAAUGGCUGCCUGAAGUACAGGGUGGCAUCUUGUGUCUGCUUUAUUAUGCUAGUCAUGUACAAAUUAUCAGUAGGUGUCAAUUUUGUGUAUGCUUAAAAUCGGUGCUACCAAACAGUAUUACUUCUUCAGUACCACAAUACUCGUGUUCCAGCCGCCACACUGGAUGUAAAUUCCAGGGAGUGGCCAUCCUUCCUAACGGGCUGCCAAUGGCCGUGAAAGGGCCGCUAUUCUUUUUAUUGUUCUAAUUCUAUCAAUUGCCACGUCACAAAGCAGAAAUACCUGUCGAUCUCUUACCAAAUGUGCCUCCUAUCAUUUCUUCCAAAUAGUUGAACAGUGGCUUUUGUAUGACCCCAAACUGUCAUUUAAAAGCCGUAUUUCUUUUUCUAGAUGUACCGUCCUUGACUUAACAUUAAACUAACAGGCCAUUCACUUAAUUUCUCGUCAACCGUGACUCCGGAACUAAACCAAUCAGAAUUGCGUACGGUCAAACCCUUCUGCUACAUUUCGAUGUUGAAAUUUGGAUGUGAAGUUAAGACAUUAACAGGCAUGUAGCAACAAGGUCCGUUUCAUGGCAAUGCAUCCAAAACUGACAAGAAUCAACUUUGGCAGUCCCGUAGCGAAGGUGAGCGUGUACAGAUUGUGUAAGUAUGUAGAUAAGUAGAUAGCAUGUGCGAGUGCUAGAGUCAUCCAAAGAACACUGUAUAUAGACCACUCCGUGCUUCCUCGACAUCGUGUCAGGUAGCUUUCGCCACCAUUCGUGUCGUUCCGGGAUUUGCCGUGCAGGUUACGGAAAGGGGCGAGCGGUGGCGAAUGAUCAAUUAGUCUAACUAGUUCAGCAACUUGUCGGAUCUUUCCGUCACCACGGAUACGACCGAUCUGGAUUUUGCGGCAUUGCCUAAACGGUAUUAUUGACAGAAGUCUUCCAUUAGCAGAUUAGAUCAUCUUCACAUGUACAUAUACAUUUACUGCAAUUCACAUUGCACUGUGCACCUGAGCCUUAAAUCAAAGUUGUGUAUAUAUAAUCUAAAAGUAUUACAUUUUCUGUCGUUCGCGUUAUUUUGAAUGUUCACAAUGUUUAAUCCAGUGAGUGAAGGUUGUAAUCGUCUUUGUUUUAAAUAGAAGUCUCAUAGCUAACCCUGUCGCCAGUGACCUUGUGUCAUAUAUCCCCACUGCUAGCUUGUUUCAGUUCCCACUCCUGUACAUUGCACCGUGUGAUAAUCUUUUGUAAAUGUGUUUUAAAAUGUGAUGUCAUCCAUGUCAUAUUAAUCUUUCACUUUCAUACUGCUCCUGUAAGUGUGCCUUCAUAUGUUUUGAUACAGUAAUAUAUUUACCUGUUUACAUGUAAACCCAUGUAGUGUGCCUUUCACUCAAGUCUGUGAUGUCUGUCACUACAGACACAUGUCAUCACACAACGUUCAUGCCCAUCCCCAAUCGUCUGUUACCCAAGGGGGCGAUGUUCACGAUAUCAUUGUAAAUAAUCACAUGUAUCUACAGCUCACUGAAAGAGACGAGUACCAACAUUUGCAGGAAAGCAAUAUUUAUGGCAAAUAUGACCAUACGUGAUUUUAAGGGUGCUCUUGCAGGCUGUCUUGUACUAAACAUCUGGCUAGCUAUUCUCGAAACGUUCUAUCCCUACGAACUUCUUAAGCCCAUUCUUAACACAUCCCUACGAUCUAAGUUUGCCAUUCUUAGGGCUACGAUCGUUUCGAGAAUAAGUGCCCUGAUCUUAUAGACUACAUACGAUGAAAUCCAGUUUCGAGGUAUCUCUGUAAUCAUUGCUAAAACUGUUUUAUACUUUAUUACGACUUUGUGAUUAUAUGCAAUGACCUGUCCCUACUUCGUGUGCCUGACAAUAUGUCCAUGUUGUUACUUGUUUUUUCCCUGUCCAUUUUCAUUAUUGUCUUCCAAAUAAAGACGUUUUAAAUGUA
This is a messenger RNA of Haliotis rubra (blacklip abalone), 3208 nucleotides long. RefSeq lists its product as uncharacterized. Bases 74 to 943 code for a protein of 289 amino acids. The transcript has 5 exons. NCBI's taxonomy places the organism in Eukaryota, Metazoa, Mollusca, Gastropoda, Lepetellida, Haliotidae. The record is from RefSeq and is a predicted model, not a curated record.